CGUGGUGCAAAUCCAAAUAGUGCGACGAAACAGUUCAUGACAUCGUUACAUAUAUGUGCACAAGUUAAUGCAUUGAGUUGUGCCGAAGUGAUUCUUGAUAACUGUGAUUCGAUUGUUGAUCGUCCAGAUUGGGGUGGUUGUCCACCACUUCAUUAUGCAGCAUCCUAUGGAAAUUCAACCUUUGUCGAGUUUUUAUUGAAGAAAAAUGCUUGUCCAAAUACUAAAAAUAAGCGAGGUAUGACUGCAGCGCAUUGGGCUGCUCUAAAUGGGCAUAGUAAUGUUUUAAAAUUACUUUUCAAUGGUGGGCUCGAUAUGAGAUUACGAGAUCAGCAGACGAGGACGGUCUUGCAUUAUGCGGCAAUGUCUGGUGACAUAGAUUCUGUGAAAUUUAUCCUAGAAAAUACAUCAAUACUCGUUAAUAGUCAGUGCUCCGCAGGUUACACUCCCUUACAUUAUGCCGUAUUGAAUGGACGUAGUCGAGUUGCUGAAAUGUUAAUCAGUAAUGGAGCUAACCCAUCCAUUGCAAGUUAUUCCAAUGGAUUUAUACCUCUUCAUAUUGCCGCAGGUUUUACCGAGGGUACCCUAAGUUGUGAUCUACUGAUUGAAGUAACCCAUGACAUCGGUUACCAAACAGCUGAUGGUAAUACGGCUUUACAUUUUGCUUGCCAAUUUGGCCGAAUAGCACGGUCGAAAUCACUGAUAGCCAAAGGUGUACCGGUGAAUGCAGUAACAAAUCAGGGUGUUUCUGCACUUCAUAUGGCAUCCAGACAUGGCUAUGAUCUUAUUGUCAAGCAUCUUCUGGGUGCUGGAGCGGAUUGUAACUUGAAAACGAAGUCUGGUUUGACUGCUUUGCAUUAUGCUGCGUUUCAUGGUUAUGUAGUUGUUGCACGAACGCUCUACAUUAAUGGAGCUAACAUCGGAGAGGUAGAUCGCAUCGGACGAACAGCUUUGCAUAUGGCUGCACAGUCUUCAAGCUCUAAUAGCGAAUUUAUGAUUAAUUAUUUGCUUUCAACCAAUAUUAUGAUAUCAAAAGUGGAUUGCAAAGGGCGCUCUGCAUUACACUAUGCUGCUCGAAGUGGUUUUUUCGAUGCUAUCCAGAAAUUGCUAGCUGCAGAUGCUCGUGCAAAUGAACAAGAUCAAUUAGGAUAUACUCCAUUGCAUUACGCAGUGCAAUCACCUUCGGAUCUCGCAUUAGUUAGUGCCAAAAUCUUACUACGUGCUGAUGAUACAGUUUUGUAUGUCAGGGACAAAUCAGGUUUUCUUCCCGUUCAUUAUGCGGUUAAAGCUGGCAACAUAGAAACAGUCUUACUUUUAAUAGACGCAAUGUCCGAUGUCACUGUUCCAUCAUCCCGUCAUCCUUAUCAUCUUACACUUUACCAUAUAGCAGCUCGUUAUAAUCACGCUCAACUUUUACAAAAGCUGCUGGCUUUCUAUCAUGCACGUUCAAUGACACUUGAUAGGGAACAAACAACGAAAAUUGGUAAUACUAUAGGUCUCGAAAUGGAUUCACUAGAACGAAUUCCUAUUCAUUAUGCUAUGUCAGGUGGUUAUCAGCGAUGUGUAGAUAUCCUCCUGAGAACAGCGAUUAGGAAACGUGCAUUAUUGCGAAAAGAUUGUUUUGGUAUAACACCGUUGCAUGCUGCAGCUGCGUGUGGAAGGACUGUUUGCAUUUCCCUUGCUGUAGAAUUGCUCAGGGAAAAAGAUAUCAACGUUUUAGAUUCUUUAUCAAGAACACCCAUUAUGCUUGCAAUUUCAAAUGGUUUUUUGGAUUGUUUCCUUACAUUAUUACCAAAAAGUGAUGUAAAACUAUUCGACAAAAAUGGUCGUGGUUUAAUGCAUCGGGCCUGCAGUCUGCGAAACGAACUUUUAUGCAAGGAAUUGGUGAAUAAAGGUGCUGAUUUCAAAUCGGUGGAUUGCAACGGUGUUACGCCAUUUCAUAUUGCAGCGAGAUCAGGUGAUUCAGCAACUGUCAAUUAUUUGCUAGCAAAUGGUGUACAGGAAAUAGCAGAUUCUAUGGGUUUAACUGCUUUUGAUUGGGCAGCUGUGGAGGGUAAUGAAUGUGUCUUGCAUAUUCUUCAUGAUGCUAACAAGGAUGCGAAUAGGAGUAUGGCCACAAUACUGGCAGCAUCUUGUGGACGUAUUGAGGCAUGUCAGUUUUUAUUACAAAUAAAUAUGGAAUAUGCAAAGGCCACCGAUGUUUAUGGCCGUACGGCGUUGCAUCACGCAGUACAGCAAGGUUAUACAAAAGUUGCAUCUACACUACUCAUUGCUGGAGCCGAUCCUUCAGCACUUGAUGUGUUUCAUAUAACUCCACUGAUGGCAGCUGCAAGUUGCAAUGAUCCCAGUCAUGCAUUGGAAAUUAUCGGCUUGUUAAUUGAACAGAAUGCAUUGUUGGAGGCAGUCGACAUAGUUGGUAAUACGGUUUUCCAUCAUGCAUGUAUGGCUGGUAAUGAGAUGGGAGCAGUUUACUUGCUGAAUUAUGUGAAACCGGUUCCUGCUAAUGGGCAUGCGAAGCAUAUUAUUAAUUUUCAAAAUAACCGGAAGCAAACUAUUCUGCAUUUGGCUUGUAAAGCGGGAAUGAUUACACUCAUUCGUAAUAUAUUAAAAAUCACAUCUUAUUCUUUAUCACUAAUGGAUGAUAGGGGACGCAUACCAUUAGUUGCACCAAUAGAAGAUGGAGCUGUAAUCGAUUGCAUGUUAUGCAUGCUGGAUACAUUUGUUGGAGCUGUGAACAAAGAUGGAUUCUUAGGCAAGUUAUUUUUUACUGCACAUCUUUUUAGCGUCGGCGUUUUACUAUCCAGUCUUGAGUCGAAUAAUAGUUUAGUAAAAAAAAGAAAAAAUUGUUUACUUCGAAUUUAUGAUGAAUCAGCAAUGUAUCAAUUUCGGAAAACCGGGCAUGCUGAUGCACCUAUUUGUUUACCAUCAUCCGUAGAAGAAGCUGAGGUUGAAGUGGAAGGCGAUUUCUAUUGA
This is a messenger RNA of Acanthocheilonema viteae, 2970 nucleotides long. The record is from the annotation of a GenBank genome assembly. NCBI's taxonomy places the organism in Eukaryota, Metazoa, Nematoda, Chromadorea, Rhabditida, Onchocercidae.